This is a messenger RNA of Sphaeramia orbicularis (orbiculate cardinalfish), 2063 nucleotides long. Its product is annotated as leucine-rich repeat, immunoglobulin-like domain and transmembrane domain-containing protein 2. Gene Ontology annotation, molecular function: protein binding. The record is from RefSeq and is a predicted model, not a curated record. The transcript is spliced from 3 exons. NCBI's taxonomy places the organism in Eukaryota, Metazoa, Chordata, Actinopteri, Kurtiformes, Apogonidae. Bases 330 to 2009 code for a protein of 559 amino acids.
GGGCAGUGCUGCCGCUUUGUCGGGAACAAAUAAAUUGAAUUAGACUGGUGCAAUGCUUUUCGGGGUCAGAAUUGAAAAUAGACCUGCAGUCCAAUCAACAACAGUAACAAAAAAAAGAGACAAACUGGUAUAUUUGACAAAAGGAAGAGUUUUCAUGGUGUUUUAGCAAAUCGGACAAAGUAGCACAUUGCUAAAAAUACACCUUUCCUGUGUGUCAUUCGGUGUCUUAAGUGUUGCGUCAAGGAAGAUUAAGGUAAUAGGCUUUGUCUCACGCAGUCCACGGCCAUGUCCUGCCCUCACAGGCCUAUUUCAAAUGCACCUUCAGGAAUAUGGACGCCUUUUGUGUCACAUUACACACUGUUUUGGUGUUUUCUCUCAUCACUCUUGGAUCAUCAACUUGUCUGACCGGCUGCACCUGCACAGAUGAUAACCUGGGAAAGUCUUUACAAUGUAUGGCAACCACCAUGAGACAAAUCCCAGAUGACAUCCCACAUGAUUUCACCAAAAUCCGAAUUGAAAACUGCCACCUAACUGAGCUACCCCGUGGAUCUUUCUCUAAAGUUAGUGCCUUGGAGUUCCUCUGGCUGAAUUUCAAUGAGAUCACGCUGAUGCACAUUAAAAGCCUAGAGGGGUUGGCCAACUUGACCGAGUUGAGGUUACAAGGAAACAAGCUAACUUCAGUCCCGUGGACAGUUUUUCAAGACACACCAACACUCAAGAUUUUAGACUUGAAACACAAUCGACUGGAUGUCUUGCCAGAACACGCUUUGAGAUACCUAGCGGGACUGACCUAUUUAGAUGUAUCCUUCAAUCAGCUCAGUGUCAUAUCAAAAGAUGUCUUCAUUAAUUGGCCACUUUAUCGGACAAAUGAGAAAACGUGGGGGAAAGAAGGCCUGGUGUCCAACGUGGUUCUGGCUCUCCAUGACAACCCCUGGAUGUGCGACUGCCGCCUCAAAGGCUUUGUGGAGUUCAUCCGAGCGGUCAGCCCUCCCAUCAUACUUAUGAACUCCUAUUUGAUGUGUUCCGGCCCCGCCUCUAAAGCUGGGAAAUUUUUCCAUGAGAUCCUGUUAAAAACGUGCACGAAGCCAGUGGCCUCUGCCCCGGAGACAAACAUCACUUUACCCCUCGGAGCAAAUGCAACACUCAGAUGCUUAGUCAAGGCCAGGCCAGGUCCGACCAUUCAGUGGAUAUACAGUCUGAAGAUUAUAAGAGGAUUUGCCGCUACAGAGACUCAAAUAGACGAGGAGACCUUCACCUCCCAGCUGGUGAUUCCAUCUCUCCAUCUCGCAGACCGAGGACUCUACACCUGCAUGGCCAACAACUUCAUCGGGAACUCUUCUGUGAGCAUCGUCGUGAACAUCAGCACCUCCAAUUCCUCAGCUCCUCUUCCUCCUCCCGUCCCGAUGCUAUCGUCCGAUGAGAACCCCUACAUCGACAUCCGCAUCGCCAAGCAGACAGUCUACGGUAUCACCCUGGAGUGGUACGCCGCAACGGACAACCCCGCAGAAACCUGGUUCACCAUCCACUUCGGUAAAUACGACUCCCCCAAGAAAGACAUGAUCUACAUCGGCCCCGGCAUCAACAGCUACUCCGUCAGCGACCUGCUUCCCGUUACCAAAUACGAGGUGUGCGUGACGCUGAAGAACCAGCCGCCUCGAGAAGGCCAGUGCAUCGUGUUCAUGACAGGAAGUGACAUCAGUGAGCUUGAGCAAAGGGAGAGGCUUAUUCACAUUAUAGUCAUCGUGUGCGCGAUGGUGCUGGCGGUUCCGGCCGGUAUGUACGCCUGCACCACCGAGGCCCGCUUCAGCUGCAUAGAACGCUGCACAGAUCUGUGGAGGAAACGCCGACGGCAGGGGGAGAACCUGCAGGGGUCCGAGAGGCAGGGAACCUUCGAUAGCCUCCAGGCCGCCAGCGACGAAGGCCUGUGCAGGGACUCGGAAGAAAGACCGAAAAAGAGGCGGAAAUCUGAGGACAAGUGUAAAGGAGGCAGCGCAGCUCAUUUAUACUGAAUGUAAAAGUGGACAUAGAUGUGUAUAAGUGUAAAUAACAGGAAAAUGUACAGC